Molecule: messenger RNA, 2222 nt
Organism: Teleopsis dalmanni
Lineage: Eukaryota; Metazoa; Arthropoda; Insecta; Diptera; Diopsidae
Exons: 1
Biological process (GO): DNA integration
Molecular function (GO): nucleic acid binding
Source: RefSeq, a predicted model, not a curated record
AUGAUGCAAGAAUUGUGGCUUUUGCGUGUGGACUGGGACGAGUCAGUCCCUCAAAAUCUUCACUCAGCUUGGAAAACAUUUAUUCAAGAUCUUACAACGCUUUCAUCGGUUAAGGUGCCGAGGUACUGCCUAUCCAUAAACUAUCAACAGGUUGAUGUACACGGUUUCUGUGACGCUUCAAUACGCGCAUAUGGUUGCUGUAUAUUUCUCCGAUCACAAAACACAUCAGGUAAGGUGACGGUCAGGCUAUUCACUGCAAAAUCCCGUGUGGCACCUAUAAAGCGGAAGUCGCUACCUAAACUAGAACUCUGUGGUGCCUUACUUCUUGCCAAACUGUAUCAGAAGGUCCAACCAAUAUUUGCGCAAUUUAAGGGUGAAACGUUUUUUUGGACUGAUUCACAGAUUGUAUUACAUUGGUUGAAGCAGCACUCAUCAACCCUGUCUGCAUUCGUUGGCAAUCGAGUAGCGGAAAUUCAAGAUAUUACCGCAAAUGGGCAAUGGAGACACGUUCCUACCCAAUCCAACCCGGCAGAUGUUGUGUCGCGCGGCUGUAACAUCCGCCAAUUAUCAGAGUCUUGUUGGUUUACGGGGCCGGAAUUUUUGUUACUCGCUGAUAAAUACUGGCCGCAUUUGAAAUGUCACAACCUGGAUAUGGAAGAAGUCAAUAAAGAGACGCGAAAGGUUGUAUUCGUUAACACAAAUGAAGACAACUACGUAUUACAGGUAUUGUCAAGAUAUAGUUCAUACACUAAGAUGCUACGAGUAAUAGCGCAGGUACAGCGUUUUUAUCAUGUAACCAAGAAUAAAUUGAAGAACGGAGAAUGUACCCUCCAACCUAUUCAGCUACAAAAGGCAUUGCACUGUAUUAUUUGGGUCAUCCAACAGCAAUUCUUCGAAAUUGAUAUACAACGCCUACAACGAGGGAACCCAGCCGAAGGUACAUUAAAGCAUCUAAAUCCCUUCCUGGACAAUGUAUUCGGUUAUCAAUUACUAAAGGUGGGAGGUCGCCUCGAGCUGAGUGACAUCUCAGUAGGCCAACGUCACCCUAUUUUGUUGCCGAAGGGCUGUUAUUUUGUGGAACUUUAUGUUCGGCAUAUACACUUGUGCAACUAUCAUGCAGGCGCAAAAGCACUAAUUGCCCUUACUCGACUAAACUUCUGGAUAAUUAAUAUUCGAGAAAUUGCACGCCGAGUCGUGCACUCGUGUAUUCACUGCGUGCGUUAUAAACCCAAACUACUUAAUCAAAUGAUGGGUAAUCUCCCAAUCGAACGCCUCACUCCAAGUCGUCCUUUCGCGCGUACUGCGGUAGAUUUUUGCGGUCCGAUAUUAACGUAUCUCCGAAUUCGGGGACGGGUUCCAUAUAAGACCUAUAUAGCCGUGUUCGUUUGUUUGUCUACAAAGGCAGCUCAUCUAGAAGCCGUGUCAGACUUAUCUACGGAGGCAUUUAUUGCAGCACUGAAAAGGUUAAUCGGUAGACGAGGGUUACCAUCAGACAUCUAUUGCGAUAACGCCACAAACUUCGUUGGGGCUAACAACAAACUAGCAGAGUUAAAAAGGAUGUUUUUCGAGAAGUCUAAUCAAGUGAUGCUGCAGACCCUUUGCAGCAACCAAUUCAUAAAUUUCAAUUUUAUACCGCCCCGAGCACCUCACUUUGGAGGUCUAUGGGAAGCGGCUGUAAAAAGCGCGAAAGGCCAUCUGUAUCGAACACUAUCAAAUACUCGAUUCACCUUUGAGGAGCUUGGAACAGCACUGAUUGAAAUCGAAGCCAUCUUAAAUUCGCGACCAAUCACACCUCAUUCUUGUGACCCGAGCGAUUACGAAGCGCUAACGCCGGCACAUUUUCUUAUCGGUGGGCCGCUCAAAACUUUAUCUGAACCAAGUCCUCAGUAUGAAGCUGCUUCAUUAAUUGAUAAAUGGUCUCGUAUAACCGCGGUCAAACAUCACUUCUGGCGCAGAUGGUCUAGAGACUAUCUGAAUGAGCUGCAGAUACGCACCAAAUGGACAGAAGAACAUUCUAACAUCACCGAGGGGGUUCUGGUUAUAAUCCAUGAAGACAAUAUGCCUCCACUACGCUGGUUGAUGGGCCGAAUCGUGCAUUGCAUCAGGGGUCCAGAUAAUUUGGUUCGUGUUGUUGAUGUGCAAACCCCAAAAGGAGUAAUACGCCGUCCAAUCCACAAACUCGCACUAUUACCAAUUGAAAAUCCUUUCAAGGGGGGCGGGAU